Messenger RNA from Rhododendron vialii, 1489 nucleotides. RefSeq names its product CMP-sialic acid transporter 2-like. The transcript is spliced from 15 exons. The coding region runs from base 154 to 1206 and encodes 350 amino acids. Gene Ontology annotation, cellular component: Golgi membrane. Gene Ontology annotation, molecular function: pyrimidine nucleotide-sugar transmembrane transporter activity. NCBI's taxonomy places the organism in Eukaryota, Viridiplantae, Streptophyta, Magnoliopsida, Ericales, Ericaceae. Gene Ontology annotation, biological process: pyrimidine nucleotide-sugar transmembrane transport. The record is from RefSeq and is a predicted model, not a curated record.
CCACUACUCAGUUCUUUCUUUGAUUUCCAAAACCGACAACUGGGAAACAAACCCCCGCAGAAUUGCGAAAGGGGAUUGUUAGAGAGAGAGAGAGAGAGAUCAGAGACCAGGUUUUGCUGUGGGAGUAAUAGUUUUACUAGCAGAUUUGCUUCAAUGGAGUAUCGAAAGAUCAAAGAUCAGGAUGAAGUUGGUGAUGAUAUAGAGAACCGAGGUGGGAAAGCUCUUCCGGGUGUUUCGGUUAGUAAUGUUGCUAACUUCGGAGGCAUCUCUAGUGAACGAUCUAAGUGGAAGCGCAAGUCCAUUGUUACACUUGCAUUGACUAUUCUUACAAGUUCACAGGCAAUCCUUAUUGUCUGGUCCAAGAGAGCUGGAAAGUACGAGUACAGUGUUACAACUGCGAAUUUCUCGGUAGAGGCUUUGAAAUGUACGUUAUCACUUGCAGCCUUGUUAAGAAUCUGGAGAAGGGAAGGUGUUACUGAAGAUAACAGGUUGAGUACGACGCUGGAUGAAGUUAGUGUUUACCCAAUACCUGCGGCACUUUACCUCGUCAAAAAUUUGCUUCAAUAUUACAUCUUUGCUUAUGUCGAUGCUCCGGGGUAUCAAAUAUUGAAAAACCUGAAUAUUAUCAGCACUGGUGUGUUAUAUCGGAUCAUUCUUAAGAAGAAGUUAAGCGAGAUUCAAUGGGCUGGUUUCAUUCUAUUAUGUGCAGGAUGCACCACAGCACAACUAAAUUCUUCUUCUGAUCAAGUCCUUCAAACUCCUGUUCAAGGUUGGGUGAUGGCCAUUGUCAUGGCACUUCUAAGUGGUUUUGCAGGAGUAUACACAGAGGCAAUAAUUAAAAAGCGUCCUUCAAGGAACAUAAAUGUGCAGAACUUCUGGUUAUACGUCUUUGGAAUGGGCUUCAAUGCUAUUGCGAUACUGGUUCAAGAUUUUGAUGCUGUCGUGAACAAGGGGUUCUUUCAUGGAUACUCAUUAAUUACGAUUCUCAUGAUUCUUAACCAUGCACUAAGUGGCAUUGCUGUAUCAAUGGUCAUGAAGUAUGCUGACAAUAUUGUGAAGGUGUAUUCUACUUCUGUGGCGAUGCUGCUGACGGCAGUUGUUUCUGUGUUUCUUUUUGGGUUUCAUCUCUCCCUUGCCUUUUUCCUUGGUUCCACCAUUGUCUCCGUCUCAGUAUACUUACACGCCAUUGGAAAGGUGCAAAGAUAGUAACGAUUGGCUUUCUUCCGUCCUAAUUGCGCUUUCAAUGUACAGGCUGGAAUUAUGCAAUGUUUGACUCAGUUUUGUUUUUCCAACCGAUUCUAUUGAGUUUCCCUUUUCAAAUGUCAGUUCAGGUAGCAUGCAUCUUAUUUUGGUUUAAUGGAACAUCUUUGACAUUCUUGGAGAUCAAUUUAUUGUAGUAUUCACAGCUCAAUGUUGACAGUUAGUAACUUAACAUGAUGUGUUCCCUGUAGUGCACCAAAUGCAUGUGAGAUGGUUGUGGUGCACCAAA